AUGCGUGAAAUUGUAAGUCUCCAAGCUGGUCAGUGUGGUAAUCAAAUUGGUGCCAAGUUUUGGGAAGUUAUCUCUGAUGAACAUGGAAUUGACCCCACUGGUACCUACCAUGGAGACUCUGAUCUUCAGUUAGAAAGAAUCAAUGUGUACUACAAUGAAGCAACUGGUGGCAAAUAUGUUCCACGUGCAGUCCUGGUGGAUUUGGAACCAGGUACCAUGGACUCUGUCCGAUCUGGUCCUUUCGGCCAGAUUUUCAGACCAGACAAUUUUGUAUUCGGUCAGAGUGGUGCUGGUAACAACUGGGCCAAAGGUCAUUACACAGAAGGUGCAGAGUUGGUAGAUUCUGUAUUAGAUGUUGUCCGCAAAGAAGCAGAGAGUUGUGAUUGCCUACAGG
This is a messenger RNA of Saccoglossus kowalevskii, 394 nucleotides long. RefSeq names its product tubulin, beta, 2-like. Gene Ontology annotation, cellular component: microtubule. Gene Ontology annotation, molecular function: GTPase activity; structural constituent of cytoskeleton; GTP binding. The record is from RefSeq and is marked validated. Gene Ontology annotation, biological process: microtubule-based process. Lineage: Eukaryota; Metazoa; Hemichordata; Enteropneusta; Harrimaniidae.